Molecule: messenger RNA, 891 nt
Organism: Leptosomus discolor (cuckoo roller)
Lineage: Eukaryota; Metazoa; Chordata; Aves; Leptosomiformes; Leptosomidae
Source: RefSeq, a predicted model, not a curated record
AUUUAUGAAAGAAAAGAUAUUCCUGAAGCUACUAAGUAUGUCCUGUCUGUCCUGAAAUUUACCUACCCUACCCUUUUUCAAGGGUGGCAGACAUUAGUGGGUGGACUUCUGCUUCAUGUCUCCUGGAAGCUGGGCUGGGUGGAGAUAAACUUGUGUUCAAGGUCUGAAAUCCUGUCGUGGCUUCCUGCUUCAGUACUGUUUGUUGGCAUUAUUUAUGCUGGCUCUAGGGCACUGUCUAGAUUGCCGAUCCCGGUGUUCCUCACGGUGCACAGCGCAGCAGAAGUUAUAACCUGUGGGUUCCAGAAGUUUGUGCAGAAAGAGCAGACCUCUCAUCUGAAAGUCUGUAGUGCGCUGUUCCUCCUGGUAGCAGCAGUGUGCCUUCCUUUAUGUGACACACAGUUUGAUCCAAAUGGUUAUUUAUGGGCUCUAAUUCACUUGAUCUGUGUUGGGGCUUACAAAGUAUUUCACAAGUUAUGGAAACCGAGCUCUUUAAGUGAUCUGGACCAACAGUACAUCAACUAUGUAUUCAGUGUGGUGCUCUUGGCCUCUGCAUCCCAUCCAGCAGGUGAUCUCUUCAGUGCCUUGGACUUUCCAUUUCUGUACUUCUACAGGUUUCAUAGCAGCUGCUGUGCCAGUGGACUGUUGGGAUUCUUUCUGAUGUUGCACACAGUGAAGCUAAAAAGCAGCACAACCUCAGGGCAAUAUGCAGCAUGGAGUUUCCUUGCAAAGGGGAGAGCGGUGGAUGUCAUUUGCCUUGACAUUAACAAGGCUUUUGGCAAAUCAGAUAGAGUGUACUCAUGUUUGCAAAGGACACCGAACUGGGCGGACCAGUCAGUGACGCUGAAGGACAGGGCUGCCUUCCAGGGGAACCCGGACAGGCUGGAGGAAUAG